This is a messenger RNA of Eutrema salsugineum, 1161 nucleotides long. RefSeq names its product transcription factor bHLH153. The transcript is spliced from 6 exons. The record is from RefSeq and is a predicted model, not a curated record. Gene Ontology annotation, biological process: regulation of transcription by RNA polymerase II. Gene Ontology annotation, molecular function: DNA-binding transcription factor activity, RNA polymerase II-specific; protein dimerization activity; RNA polymerase II cis-regulatory region sequence-specific DNA binding. Lineage: Eukaryota; Viridiplantae; Streptophyta; Magnoliopsida; Brassicales; Brassicaceae. Bases 472 to 921 code for a protein of 149 amino acids. Gene Ontology annotation, cellular component: nucleus.
CACAGACACAGUUUCUUCUUCCUUUUUUCUUUUUGGUUUUAGACAGUUUCUUCUUAUUGUCCCUCUCUUUCUCUCCUUUUCUCACGCCGAGAUUUCUGCGUCUGCUCUUAUUUCUCACAACCUUUAAAGAAACGACGCCAUUUUCACUCAGCCUGAGCUCUUCACCAUGACAUGAUUUCGCGUUACAGCACGAUCUUGGACGCCGUCUAAGUGUCAAACAAAAGGAAAAGACUGAUGUAUAUACGGGUUUGGAGUUUUGCCUUUUAGACUGAGAAAACUCAAGAGAGAGAGAGAGAGAGAGAGAGAGAAACAUUUAUGUGUCUUAUCGGGUUUUGUGUUGUCAGAAGCUGAAGGACAAAAAAAAACAAUUAUUUUUAGGGUUUAGACGAAGAAAACUGGGAGCUUUGAGAAGUUGUGGGUUGCGGCUUCUUAAAGAACAAAGCUUUUUCUUAGAUUCUUCUGCCAAUUUGAAUGGAAUUCUCUAGAUACGCCGGAAUGAUGAUGGAGAAUAAGCGGAAUGUUUGCUCUCUCGAAGAAAGCAGCAUCAAACGCCAUAAGUCCGAUCUCUCUUUCAAUUCCAAGGAGAGGAAGGACAAAGUUGGAGAACGUAUUUCAGCUCUUCAACAGAUAGUUUCCCCUUAUGGGAAGACCGACACUGCAUCAGUGCUUCUAGACGCGAUGCACUACAUAGAGUUCCUUCACGAACAAGUGAAGGUGCUAAGCGCUCCGUAUCUGCAAACAAUGUCCGCCGCUACGCAGGUGGAGCUGGAGCAGUCCAGCCUGAGAAACAGAGGAUUAUGUCUCGUUCCGAUGGAGUAUACAGUAGGAGUUGCUCAAAGCAACGGGGCUGAUAUAUGGGCUCCCGUGAAGACUCCUCCAUCUCCAGCGUUGAAUGUCAUGUCUCAAUCACCCUUUAGAUGACCGAUUCGACUCUUCACAACCUACUAAGAUCUUUGUCUUCUGCCUAAAGAAGAUGACCAAUUGUUAUUUAUUAUGAUGUUCCCUCUGUAACAUAUACAGACAGAGAGACACAUGAAGAUGUUUUAAAGACAACGUUGGCAAUGUCUGUUAUUAUUUGACUGCUUAAUGCAUCCCCUUACUUGGACUUAUGUAAUUUUCCCAAUUAAAGACAAAUUGAUUCUAUUGCAGAGUAAUCUUUAU